Molecule: messenger RNA, 842 nt
Organism: Hermetia illucens (black soldier fly)
Lineage: Eukaryota; Metazoa; Arthropoda; Insecta; Diptera; Stratiomyidae
Product: methyltransferase-like protein 23
Exons: 2
Coding region: 87-809 (240 amino acids)
Cellular component (GO): cytoplasm; nucleus
Source: RefSeq, a predicted model, not a curated record
CUUACCUGACUGUUGACAUUUAUCCGGUGCUAUUUAUUGUUCAUGUUUGCUAUUUCGUGAGGAGUCUGGCGCAGCCGCAUAUUCCAAUGCGGUUUGAAAUGACAUCUGGUCGUUUUCAAAUGUCCGAUGGAUCGUCUGAACAUCUGAAGAAGUUUGUGUUUUCGAGCAAGCCACGAGUGAAUAGUAAUACGCCGGAAGAAAAAGUUGAAAUCAUAAUCCCCGAGCUUUUGCAGGCCGGUUAUUCAUUUUAUACUUGGCCUUGUGCACCAGUUCUUGGGUGGUUCCUUUGGGAACGUCGUCACGAUUUGGUAGAUAAGCGUAUUCUUGAGAUAGGAUCAGGCACGGCAUUGCCAGGAAUUCUUGCUGCAAAGUGUGGAGCACAAGUUACCCUAAGUGAUAGUUGCAUUCUUCCCAAAUCGCUUGCACAUAUCGAACGUUGCUGCCGAGCUAAUAAUUUAAUUCCUGGACAGGAUAUUGAUGUCCUUGGCAUUAGUUGGGGUUUACUUUUAAAUAGUGUUUUCAGUUUAGGACCUAUUGACUUCAUUAUUGGGGCUGAUUGUUUCUACGAUCCGUCAGUUUUCGAGGAUAUUCUUGUUACCAUAUCGUUUCUUUUAGAUCAGAAUCCUGGUGCUAAGUUUAUAUUUUCAUAUCAGGAGCGUAGUACAGAUUGGUCAAUUGAGGCGUUGUUGAAAAAGUGGGAUUUACGGUGUUUUAGCAUUAAUUCCGAGAAUAUUGGUAAAGUUUCUGGAGUAAAUAUACACGAUUUUAUGGGAGGUCAUACAAUACACUUACUGGAAAUAACGCGAUAAUCUUGUGUCCUUACUAAACUGGCAAACAUGUCG